Molecule: messenger RNA, 16077 nt
Organism: Drosophila ananassae
Lineage: Eukaryota; Metazoa; Arthropoda; Insecta; Diptera; Drosophilidae
Gene: RyR
Product: ryanodine receptor
Exons: 27
Coding region: 415-15786 (5123 amino acids)
Biological process (GO): intracellular calcium ion homeostasis; calcium ion transmembrane transport
Cellular component (GO): sarcolemma; smooth endoplasmic reticulum; calcium channel complex
Molecular function (GO): ryanodine-sensitive calcium-release channel activity; protein binding
Source: RefSeq, a predicted model, not a curated record
CAUUCUGCACUCGUAGUCGCCGUCGUCGGGGCCCCGUCGUCAGUCUAGAGAGUAAUAUCGACACGAAAAGUAAGUUCGCCGUGGUUCUGCUGGUCGUACUGGGCCCACAGCAUCGAGUAUAGAAUCUAUAUGUGUGUUCGGGCCAGGGUAACUGGUGGAAAACGUGGAAAAACCAUCCAGUGGUCGACAUUUUCACGCGCCCACCGUCAGCACGUGGCGGAGUUUGGCUCCAGGGCGGCAAAAUCAAGCUGUGUCGCGGAUUGCAUAAGAUUUGCAAUUAUAAUUCCGACGAUUCGAAUAAGAAAUAAAUCGACUCGAGAUAUCAAGGGGAAUCCCAAACAAUUUAAAAACCAAACACGCGGUGAAUUGAAUAUUUUUGGAGGCGCGCUGCGGUCGUUGCGUUAACCAAACGAAAUGGCUGAGGCGGAGGGAGGCUCCGAGCAGGAUGAUGUUUCAUUCCUGAGAACGGAGGACAUGGUCACGCUCUCCUGUACAGCAACGGGAGAGCGUGUCUGCUUGGCCGCCGAAGGAUUUGGUAACCGGCACUGUUUCCUGGAGAACAUUGCCGACAAGAAUGUGCCGCCGGAUCUGUCGCAGUGCGUCUUCGUCAUCGAGCAGGCGUUGUCCGUGCGAGCCCUGCAGGAGCUGGUGACAGCGGCAGGAUCCGAGACUGGCAAGGGAACUGGAUCCGGACACAGGACAUUGCUCUACGGCAAUGCCAUUCUGCUCCGUCAUCACAAUAGUGACAUGUACUUGGCCUGUCUGUCCACCUCGUCGUCGAAUGACAAGCUAUCCUUCGAUGUGGGUCUGCAGGAGCACAGCCAGGGAGAGGCCUGCUGGUGGACAGUUCAUCCGGCGAGCAAGCAGCGUUCCGAGGGUGAGAAGGUGCGCGUCGGUGACGACCUGAUCCUGGUGUCCGUGGCCACGGAGCGGUAUCUGCACACCACCAAGGAGAACGAGCAGUCGAUUGUGAAUGCCAGCUUCCAUGUGACCCACUGGUCAGUGCAGCCCUAUGGAACGGGAAUUUCGCGGAUGAAGUACGUCGGUUAUGUUUUUGGUGGCGAUGUGCUGCGCUUCUUUCACGGUGGUGACGAGUGCCUAACCAUACCCAGCACCUGGGGCCGUGAGGCUGGUCAAAAUAUUGUAGUUUACGAGGGCGGCGUGGUCAUGGCCCAGGCACGUUCCCUGUGGCGUCUGGAGUUGGCUAGGACCAAGUGGACGGGUGGCUUCAUCAACUGGUACCAUCCGAUGCGAAUUCGCCACAUAACCACUGGACGCUAUUUGGGCGUCAACGAUAGCAACGAACUGAUUCUGGUGAAGAAGGAGGAGGCUUCGAUCGCCACGACGACUUUCUGCCUGCGGCAGGAAAAGGACGACGAGAAGAAGGUGCUCGAGGACAAGGAUCUGGAAGUGAUCGGCUCGCCGAUUAUCAAGUACGGCGACACCACCGUCAUCGUCCAGCACUGCGAGACGAGCCUCUGGCUCAGUUACAAGAGCUACGAGACCAAGAAGAAGGGCGUGGGCAAAGUGGAGGAGAAGCAGGCCAUCCUCCACGAGGAGGGCAAGAUGGACGAUUGCCUCGACUUUUCGCGCUCCCAGGAAGAGGAAUCGAAGACGGCCCGUGUCAUUCGCAAGUGCAGCAGUCUUUUUACCCAGUUUAUUACGGCAUUGGAGACUCUUCAGUCCAAUCGCCGACACUCCAUUUUCUUCCAGAAGGUCAACCUCAACGAAAUGGUCAUGUGCCUAGAGGACUUGAUCAACUACUUCUCGCAACCCGAAGACGAUAUGGAACACGAGGAGAAGCAGAACCGCUUCAGAGCUCUGCGAAAUCGCCAAGAUCUGUUCCAGGAGGAGGGAGUUCUCAACCUCAUCCUGGAGGCUAUUGACAAGAUCAAUAUAAUUACAUCUCAGGGCUUCCUGGCCAGCUUCCUGGCCGGAGACGAGACUGGCCAAAGCUGGGACCUCAUCUCCACCUACCUGUACCAACUACUGGCCGCCAUCAUCAAGGGAAACCACACGAACUGCGCCCAGUUCGCCAACAGCAAUCGCCUGAACUGGCUUUUUUCGCGUCUGGGAUCUCAGGCCUCCAGUGAGGGCUCCGGCAUGUUGGACGUACUCCACUGUGUGCUGAUUGACUCUCCAGAGGCCCUGAACAUGAUGAGGGAUGAGCACAUCAAAGUGAUUAUCUCGCUGCUGGAGAAGCACGGCCGCGAUCCAAAAGUCCUGGACGUUCUCUGUUCCCUGUGCGUGGGUAACGGAGUGGCAGUGCGAUCCUCGCAGAACAACAUCUGCGACUUCUUGCUGCCGGGCAAGAACCUGCUGCUGCAGACCCUUUUAGUGGACCAUGUGGCCAGUAUCCGGCCAAACAUAUUUGUGGGCCGCGUAGACGGCUCAUCCAUGUACCAGAAGUGGUACUUUGAAGUGACCAUGGACCACAUCGAGCAGACAACGCACAUGAUGCCCCACCUACGCAUUGGUUGGGCCAACACCUCCGGCUAUGUCCCGUAUCCGGGAGGAGGCAAGAAGUGGGGUGGUAACGGCGUGGGAGAUGACCUCUACUCCUUUGGCUUCGACGGCGCCUACUUGUGGACCGGCGGCCGCAAGACCCUCGUGGUGGAUGCCUUGCCCGAGGAGCCCUUCAUCCGCAAGGGCGAUGUCAUUGGCGUGGCCAUCGAUCUCUCCGUACCCAUCAUCACAUUCACCUUCAAUGGUGGAAAGGUGCGUGGCAGCUUCCGGGACUUCAACCUAGAUGGGAUGUUCUUCCCCGUAAUGAGUUGUUCCUCGAAACUGAGUUGCCGUUUCCUGUUUGGCGGAGAUCAUGGACGCCUGAAGUUUGCUCCUCCCAUGGGAUUCUCGGCUCUGGUGCAGUGCCUCAUGCCCCACCAGAUCCUCAGUCUGGAUCCGUGUUUCUACUUUGGUAAUCUCAGCAAGAACGUUCUGGCCGGACCGUGGCUCAUCGAGGACGACACUGCCUUUGUGCCCAAGCCCGUGGACACGACGGGCGUUUCUCUGCCCAGCUCUGUGGACCAAAUCAAAGAGAAGCUGGCGGAGAACAUCCACGAGAUGUGGGCUCUGAACAAGAUCGAGGCUGGGUGGUCGUGGGGCGAGCACCGCGACGACUACCACCGCAUCCAUCCAUGCCUAACCCAGUUUGAGAAGCUGCCGGCGGCUGAGAAACGCUAUGACAAUCAAUUGGCUGUGCAGACGCUUAAGACAAUCAUUUCCCUGGGCUACUACAUAACCAUGGACAAGCCGCCAGCCCGCAUUCGUCCAGUGCGCCUACCCAACGAGAUCUUCAUGCAGGGCAACGGCUACAAGCCGGCUCCCUUGGACCUCAGCGCCGUUACCCUCACCCCCAAGCUAGAGGAGCUGGUGGACCAGCUGGCGGAGAACACGCACAACCUGUGGGCCCGCGAAAGGAUUCAACAAGGCUGGACUUAUGGCCUGAAUGAGGACAGCGACAAUCACCGCAGUCCACAUCUGGUUCCCUACGCAAAGGUGGACGAGGCCAUCAAGAAGGCCAACAGGGACACGGCAUCGGAGACAGUGCGCACUUUACUCGUUUAUGGAUAUGUUCUGGAUCCUCCCACUGGAGAGGGCACCGAAGCCCUUCUGGCAGAGGCACAGCGCCUGAAGUUCGCCGCUUUCCGGACCUAUAGGGUUGAAAAGAACUACGCCGUCACCUCGGGCAAGUGGUACUUUGAGUUCGAAGUCCUUACCGCCGGACCCAUGCGAGUGGGCUGGGCCCGGGCCGAUUGCUAUCCGGGCGCCAUGUUGGGUAGUGAGGACACCAGCUGGGCCUUCGACGGACACAAUGUAACCAAAAUGCACGCCGGAUCCAUUGAGCACUUCGGAGUGCGGUAUGAGGCUGGCGAUGUCAUUGGUUGUUUCAUCGAUGUCAAGGAGCAAACGAUCAGCUUCUCACUAAACGGAGAACUCCUCAUGGACGCUCUGGGCGGCGAGACAACCUUCGCCGAUGUCACCGCCGAGGGGGUGGGCUUUGUGCCCGCCUGCACCUUGGGCGUGGGCCAGAAGGCGCGCCUCAUCUACGGCCAGGACGUGGACUCCCUCAAGUUCUUCACCACCUGUGGCUUGCAAGAAGGAUACGAGCCGUUCUGCGUGAACAUGCGACGACCAGUUACUCACUGGUACACCAAGGAUCAACCCAUUUUCGAGAAUACCGAAGAGAUGCCCGACUGCCGCAUUGACGUGACCCGUAUUCCCGGUGGCGCAGACACCCCACCGCAUUUGAAAAUCUCCCACAACACCUUCGAGACCAUGGAGAAGGCCAAUUGGGAGUUCCUGCGUCUGUCCCUACCCGUCACCUGCAUGAGCGAGUUCAUCAACGAACAGGAGAAGGCUCGCCGCUGGGACGAGAUUAAGAAUAGGCAGUACCGCCUGAUGCGAGAAGCUGAAGCUGCUGCCCAGAUGCAGGUGCAGACCCAGGCCGCCCACAUGGACCACAUGCUCAAGGGAGGCUUCAACAUGAACGACAUAAAGGGUCUAACCCGCAAUUUCGACGAGCAUGCCGAUGCCGAGGCGGAUCACAUGAUGCGUGGACCUUCGAGGCCGCCACGUAAGGGAUCCCUCACCCGUAACAUCACGUUUGAAACUGACAUGUCCGCUGCCCUGGACGAGAUGCAUCGCUCCUCCUCCGUGCUCGACAUGAACGGUUUGGGCGACGAAAUGGACGACAAGAAGAAGCGAGGCCGUAGUCCCUUCAAGUUCUUCUCGAAGAAGUCGCGUGACCAGAGCCGCGAAAAGAUGGGCCGUUCCCAGGACACUUCCUUGGAACGCCGAAACACUGUGGCCCACGGACGUAAUGUCGUCAACCAGCAGAUGACCACUCGAGCUCCUACUUUGAGGUUAAAUAAUGCGGAUAUCCCACCCAGCCCAGUGCCUCAAGGACCCAAACAGUUGAGUGGGUCCACUCUGGGCCAACCCCCAGUGGAAUCCUCUGGAGAGGAGAUGUUCGACGCCGAGUGCCUGAAACUGAUCAACGAGUACUUCUACGGAGUCCGCAUCUUCCCCGGCCAGGAUCCAACCCACGUGUACGUCGGCUGGGUAACCACCCAGUAUCACCUGCACAGCAAGGAGUUCAACAAGAACAAGGUGCGCCGCGGAUCCGUUUACAUCGAAAACGAUUACGAGAUGGCCAUCGAGCGAAUCGACCGCCAGAGUUGCUACGUUGUGAGAGCCGACGAGCUCUUCAACGAGGUGACCCAGGACGCCUCCGGCAAGGGGGCUUCUCAGGGCAUGUUUGUGGGCUGCUUUGUGGACACCGCUACAGGUAUCAUCAGGUUCACCUGCGAGGGCAAGGACACGUCCCACCGCUGGAUGAUGGAGCCGGACACCAAGCUGUUCCCAGCCAUUUUCGUGGAAGCCACCAGCAAGGAGAUCCUGCAGAUUGAGCUGGGCCGCACACCCACCACUCUUCCCCUGUCGGCGGCGGUGCUGCCCACCAGCGACAAGCACAUCAGCCCCCAGUCGCCACCGCGUCUCAAGGUCCAGUGCCUGCGUCCAAACCAGUGGGCUCGAGUCCCCAACACCGCUCUCCAGGUGCACGCCCUGAAGCUGUCUGACAUCCGCGGCUGGUCCAUGUUGUGCGAGGAUCCGGUUUCCAUGCUGGCCCUGCACAUACCUGAGGAGGAUCGCUGCAUCGAUAUUCUGGAACUGAUUGAGAUGGACAAGCUGUUGUCCUUCCACGCCCACUCCCUCACAUUGUAUGCUGCCCUCUGCUACCAGUCCAACUACAGGGCAGCCCACGCCCUGUGCCAGCACGUGGACCAGAAGCAGCUGCUCUACGCCAUCCGGUCGGAGUACAUGAGUGGCCCACUGCGCCAGGGCUUCUACGACCUGCUGAUCGCCCUCCAUCUGGAGUCGCAUGCCACCACAAUGGAGGUGUGCAAGAACGAGUACAUCACACCGCUGGGACCAGAGCUGAAGGAGCUCUACAGCGAGGACGAGAUGCAGCACUCGCUGCGUUCUCUGAUCACGGAGUCAGUGCGUCCGCAGCUACGGAUGACAGAGAUCACACCCCCUGUGAUUGCAACAUCUAGUCUACCAAGUGUUUCCAGCGAACCGAUCCCCAACAUCGACCAAUUGUACUCCCCGAAGUUCCCCCUAGAAGUAGUCAGGCAGUUCGUGAUGGAGGCUCUGAAGGAUGCUGUGGAGAUCAACCAGGUCCACAACCGGGACCCCAUUGGUUGGACCAAUGAGAAUCUAUUCUUACCACUCAUUAAACUCACAGACCGCCUGCUCCUGGUCGGCGUAUUGACCGACGAAGAUGUUCAGAGGUUGCUGGUGAUGAUUGACCCGGAAACCUGGGAUGCAGCCUUCGAGAGAGAGGGCAAGGAUGAACACCGUAAGGGACUGCUCACCAUGAAGAUGGCCGAGGGAGCCAAGCUCCAGAUGUGCUACCUGUUGCAUCAUCUAUACGACACCCAGUUGCGCCACCGCGUGGAGAGCAUCAUUGCGUUUUCGCACGACUUCGUGGGCGAUUUGCAGACCGAUCAGUUGCGACGUUAUAUCGAGAUCAAGCAAUCCGACCUGCCCAGUGCUGUUGCGGCCAAAAAGACUAAGGAGUUCCGCUGUCCGCCGCGAGAGCAGAUGAACCAGAUUCUCUGCUUCAAGAACCUCGAGGCCGAUGACCAGGACAACUGUACCUGUGGCCUUGAGUUGCGCGGUCGCCUGGGCGACUUCCACGACAGCCUGAUGCAGAAGGUGUCGCUCAAUGCCCUCCAGGAGCCGGACGGCGUUGAGGGCGCAGCGAUCGAAGAAAUCAAGACCGGACCGAUAACGAAAAUCUACAAUUUCAUUAACACCGUUAAGGAGCUGGAGGAGGGGCCCAAGGAAGUGGAGGAGCCGGAGAAGAAGACGCCCGAGGAGGUCUUCCGCAAAGUGCUGAUCAAGACCAUCGUCAGCUGGGCGGAGGAGUCCCAGAUCGAGAACCCCAAACUGGUGCGCGAAAUGUUUAGCCUGCUGCUCCGCCAGUACGAUACCGUGGGCGAACUGGUCCGUGCCCUGGAGAAGACCUAUGUGAUCAACAACCGAGCUCGCGAUGACGUGGCCGAAAUGUGGGUGGGUCUCAGCCAGAUCCGCGCCCUGUUGCCCGUCCAGAUGAGCCAGGAGGAGGAGGAGCUGAUGCGCAAGCGACUGUGGAAACUGGUGAACAAUGCCACCUUCUUCCAACAUCCUGACCUGAUUCGUAUCCUGCGCGUCCACGAGAACGUUAUGGCUGUGAUGAUGAACACCCUGGGUAGGCGGGCGCAGGCUCAGAGCGAUGCCCCCACCCAAACGGAGGUCGCCGAGGGAGCUCCUUCGAAGGAGAAGGAUACCUCCCAUGAAAUGGUUGUGGCCUGUUGCCGCUUCCUCUGCUACUUCUGCCGCACGGGCCGUCAAAACCAGAAGGCCAUGUUCGACCACUUCGACUUCCUGCUGGACAAUGCCAAUAUCCUGCUGGCUCGCCCCAGCCUGCGCGGAUCCACUCCCCUCGACGUGGCAUACUCAAGUCUGAUGGAGAACACAGAAUUGGCUCUGGCGCUGAGGGAGCACUACCUCGAGAAGAUCGCCGUCUAUCUGUCCAGAUGUGGCCUGCAGAGCAACUCGGAGCUCGUGGAGAAGGGCUACCCCGAUCUGGGCUGGGAUCCCGUGGAGGGUGAACGCUACCUGGACUUCUUGCGCUAUUGCGUUUGGGUCAACGGCGAGAGCGUCGAGGAGAAUGCGAACCUUGUCAUUCGACUUCUUAUCCGUCGUCCGGAAUGCUUGGGACCGGCUCUAAGAGGAGAAGGAGAAGGUCUGUUCCGCGCCAUCGUCGAAGCCAAUCGCAUGUCGGAGCGCAUCUCGGACCGCUGCAAGAUGCAGGACGAAGCCGAGGGCACCAUUGCCGGACUGAACUUCACGCACCCAUUGCCCGAGAGCGAUGAGGACGAGGACUACAUCGAUACCGGUGCCGCCAUCCUGAACUUCUACUGCACCCUGGUCGACCUGUUGGGCCGCUGUGCCCCGGAUGCCUCUGUCAUCGAGCAGGGCAAGAACGAGUCCCUGAGAGCUAGAGCUAUUCUGAGAUCUCUGGUGCCACUGGAGGAUCUGCAGGGCGUGUUGAGCUUGAAGUUCACCCUAUCGCAGACAGCUCCCGGCGAAGAGAAGCCCAAAUCGGACAUGCCAUCUGGCCUGCUCCCCAACAACAAGCAGAGCAUCGUGCUCUUCUUGGAGCGCGUGUACGGCAUCGAGACCCAGGAUCUAUUCUACCGUCUGCUGGAGGAUGCCUUCCUGCCGGAUCUGCGCACCGCCACCAUCCUGGACAAGAGCGACGGCUCGGAGAGUGACAUGGCUCUGGCCAUGAACCGCUACAUCGGCAACUCCAUCCUGCCACUACUGAUCAAGCACUCCAAGUUCUACAACGAGGCCGAAAACUACGCCAGUCUCUUGGACGCCACCCUGCACACGGUCUAUCGGCUGUCCAAGAACCGUAUGCUAACCAAGGGACAGCGUGAGGCCGUCUCCGAUUUCCUGGUGGCCCUCACGUCCCAAAUGCAACCUGCCAUGCUGCUCAAGCUCCUGCGCAAGUUGACUGUGGAUGUGUCCAAGCUAUCCGAGUACACCACCGUGGCACUCCGGCUUCUCACCCUGCACUUCGAUCGCUGCGCCAAGUACUAUGGCUCAACUCAAGGCCAGGGCUCCUAUGGAGCCUCAUCGGACGAGGAGAAGCGCCUGACGAUGCUGCUGUUCUCGAACAUUUUUGACUCGCUCAGCAAUAUGGACUAUGACCCGGAACUGUUCGGUAAAGCCCUGCCCUGCCUGAUCGCCAUCGGCUGUGCCCUGCCGCCCGACUACAGUCUGUCCAAGAACACGGACGAGGACUAUUAUGGCCGCCAGAUGGGCGCUCCCGACCAGCCGCAGUAUAUGCCAAAUCCCAUUGACACCACCAACGUCCACCUGGACAACGACCUUAACUCGCUGGUCCAGAAGUUCAGUGAGCACUACCACGACGCCUGGGCCAGCAGGAGGCUGGAGGGUUCCUGGACCUAUGGAGAGAUCCGAUCCGACAAUGAUCGCAAACAUCCGCGUCUCAAGCCCUACAACAUGCUCAGCGAAUACGAACGUGAGCGCUAUCGGGAUCCUGUACGGGAAUGCUUGAAGGGUCUGUUGGCUAUUGGUUGGACUGUGGAGCACUCGGAAGUGGAGGUGCCUCUCAACCAUCGUGGAUCGACGCGUCGCCAGUCGAAGCCCCAGAUUAACGAAGGCAGCCCAUUCAACUACAAUCCCCAUCCGGUGGACAUGAGCAACCUCACGCUCAGCAGGGAGAUGCAGAACAUGGCCGAGCGCCUGGCGGAGAACUCCCACGACAUCUGGGCCAAGAAGAAGAACGAGGAGCUCAACGGCUGUGGCGGAGUCAUCCACCCACAACUGGUGCCCUACGAUCUCCUGACCGACAAGGAGAAGAAGAAGGAUCGCGAGCGUUCGCAGGAGUUCCUGAAGUACAUGCAGUACCAGGGCUACAAGCUGCACAAACCAUCUAAGGGCGGUGCCGUGGAAGAGGGUGGAGCCACCCAAGCUGCCGUGGAGCUGCGCUUCUCAUACUCACUGCUGGAGAAGCUCAUCCAAUACCUGGACAGAGCCACCAUCAACAUGAAGCUGCUGAAGCCAUCGACCACUUUCAGUCGGCGCUCGUCCUUCAAGACAGCCACACGUGACAUAAAGUUCUUCUCGAAGGUGGUGCUGCCCCUGAUGGAGAAAUACUUCUCCACCCACAGGAACUACUUCAUCGCCAUUGCCACGGCGACGAACAACAUUGGAGCUGCCUCCCUUAAGGAGAAGGAGAUGGUGGCCUCGAUCUUCUGCAAGCUGGCCGCCUUGCUGCGCAAUCGUCUAAGUGCCUUUGGACCAGAUGUCCGCAUCACAGUGCGCUGUCUUCAGGUCCUAGUAAAGGGCAUCGAUGCCCGCACCCUGACCAAGAACUGCCCCGAGUUCAUCCGCACAUCGAUGUUGACGUUCUUCAACCAAACCUCCGAUGAUCUGGGCAACACGAUUCUCAAUCUCCAGGACGGCAAGUACAGUCACUUGCGAGGAACGCAUCUGAAGACAUCAACGUCCCUGGGAUAUGUCAAUCAGGUGGUGCUGCCGGUUCUGACGGCCAUGUUUGAUCACCUGGCAGCCUGUGACUACGGAAGCGACCUUCUAUUAGAUGAGAUCCAGGUGGCCUCCUACAAAAUCCUUGCUGCCCUCUAUCAUCUGGGCACGGAUGCCACACUGACGCAUGACCGCAAGUAUCUGAAGACGGAGAUCGAGAGGCAUCGUCCCGCCUUGGGAUCGUGUCUGGGAGCCUACAGCUCCUGCUUCCCAGUCGCAUUCUUGGAGCCGCAUCUCAACAAGCACAACCAGUACUCGCUGCUUAACCGAAUCGCAGAUCAUUCGCUGGAGGCGCAGGACAUCAUGGUGAAGAUGGAGAGCUGCAUGCCCAAUUUAGAGACCAUUCUCUCUGAGGUGGACCAGUUCGUGGAGUCCGACAAGACCUACAACGAUGCACCGCACAUCAUAGAUGUGAUCCUGCCAUUGCUCUGCGCUUAUCUGCCCUUCUGGUGGUCGCAGGGUCCUGACAACGUCAGUCCCACCAGUGGCAACCACGUGACCAUGGUCACCGCCGACCACAUGAAUCCGCUGCUGCGCAAUGUCCUGAAGAUGAUCAAGAAGAACAUCGGCAACGACAACGCCCCCUGGAUGACUCGCAUCGCUGCCUACACCCAGCAGAUUAUCAUCAACACGUCGGAGGAGCUGCUCAAGGAUCCGUUCCUGCCAUUGGCGGAGCGGGUGAAGAAGCGCACGGAGAAUAUGCUCCACAAGGAGGACAGCAUGCGGGGCUUCAUCAAGUCCGCCACGGACGACACCUCGCAGGUGGAGACGCAACUGCAGGAGGACUGGAACCUGCUGGUGCGAGACAUCUACUCCUUCUACCCGCUGCUCAUCAAGUACGUGGACUUGCAGCGUAACCACUGGCUGAAGGACAACAUCCCCGAGGCCGAGGAGCUGUACAACCACGUCGCGGAGAUAUUCAACAUCUGGUCGAAGAGCCAGUACUUCCUCAAAGAGGAGCAGAACUUUAUCUCAGCCAACGAGAUCGACAACAUGGCCCUUAUCAUGCCAACGGCCACGAGGAGAUCGGCCAUUUCCGAAGGUGUUCCCGCCGUGGGUGGCAAGGUCAAGAAGAAGAAGAAGAACCGGGACAAGAAACGCGACAAGGACAAGGAGGUGCAGGCCAGUCUGAUGGUGGCCUGCCUGAAGCGUCUCCUGCCUGUGGGUCUCAAUCUGUUCGCCGGUCGGGAGCAGGAGCUGGUGCAGCACUGCAAGGAUCGCUACCUGAAGAAGAUGCCCGAGUACGAUGUGAUCGAGUUUGCCCGCAACCAGUUGACCCUGCCAGAUAAACUGGAUCCCUCCGACGAGAUGUCCUGGCAGCAUUAUCUGUACUCGAAGUUGGGCAAGACGGAGGAGCCGGUGGAUGAGCAGGCAUUGGAAAAGGCCAAUGUGAACGCCAAUGAGAAGGGCAAGGACAAGACCACAGAGACGGUGGACCGUAUUGUGGCCAUGGCCAAGGUUUUGUUUGGUCUGCACAUGAUCGACCAUCCACAACAGCAGAGCAAAAAUGUCUACAGGAGCGUUGUGUCGAUCCAAAGGAAGCGUGCCGUAAUCGCAUGCUUCCGUCAGACAUCGCUACAUUCUCUACCCAGACAUCGUGCCUGCAACAUCUUUGCCCGCUCCUACUACGAGCAAUGGCUGCAGGAGGAGAACGUCGGCCAGGAGGUUAUGGUCGAGGAUCUUACCCAGACCUUCGAGGACUCUGAGAAGUCCAAGAAGGACGAAGAGGAGACAGACAGCAAGCCGGAUCCAUUAACCCAAUUGGUUACCACCUUCUGUCGCGGUGCCAUGACGGAGCGCAGUGGAGCCCUCCAGGAGGACUUGCUCUACAUGUCGUAUGCCCAGAUUGCUGCCAAGUCCUGCGGCGAGGAGGAGGAGGAGGGCGGCGACGAGGAGGGCGGUGAGGGAGGCGAAGAGGGCGAAGGCACCAGCAUCCAUGAACAAGAGAUGGAAAAGCAGAAACUGCUCUUCCAUCAGGCACGUCUCUCCAAUCGUGGUGUUGCCGAAAUGGUGCUGUUGCACAUUUCCGCCUCCAAAGGUAUACCUUCGGAGAUGGUAAUGACGACACUCAAUCUCGGCAUCGCCAUCCUGAGAGGCGGCAACAUCGACAUCCAAAUGGGCAUGCUGAACCAUCUGAAGGAGAAGAAGGACGUGGGUUUCUUCACCUCUAUCGCUGGUCUGAUGAACUCGUGCAGUGUCCUUGAUCUCGACGCCUUUGAGCGAAACACCAAAGCAGAGGGUCUUGGUGUAGGUUCCGAGGGCGCCGCGGGCGAGAAGAACAUGCACGACGCCGAGUUCACCUGUGCGCUGUUCCGGUUCAUCCAGCUGACCUGUGAAGGUCACAAUUUGGAGUGGCAAAACUAUUUGAGGACUCAGGCCGGAAACACGACAACCGUGAACGUGGUCAUCUGCACUGUGGAUUAUCUUCUCCGACUCCAAGAGUCCAUUAUGGACUUUUACUGGCACUACUCCAGCAAGGAGAUCAUCGACCCCGCCGGCAAAGCCAACUUCUUCAAGGCCAUCGGAGUGGCCAGCCAAGUUUUCAACACCCUCACUGAGGUCAUCCAGGGUCCCUGUACCCUCAAUCAACAGGCUUUGGCGCACUCCAGGUUGUGGGAUGCGGUUGGAGGAUUCCUAUUCCUGUUCUCGCACAUGCAGGACAAGUUGUCGAAGCACUCCAGUCAGGUGGACCUGCUUAAGGAGCUGCUGAAUCUGCAGAAGGACAUGAUCACGAUGAUGCUUUCCAUGCUGGAAGGAAAUGUUGUUAAUGGCACCAUUGGUAAGCAGAUGGUGGAUACUCUGGUGGAGUCCGCCUCCAAUGUGGAGUUGAUUCUUAAGUACUUUGAUAUGUUCCUGAAACUGGCUGACUUGAUUGAGUCGCCAAGCUUCCACGAGAUCGACAUGAAGAACGAGGGCUGGGUUACGCCCAAGGACUUUAGGGAGAAGAUGGAGCAAUCCAAAAACUACACACCGGAAGAAAUGGAUUUCCUUUUGGCCUGCUGUGAGCGAAACCACGAGGGCAAGAUCGACUACCGAGCCUUCGUGGAGCGCUUCCACGAACCAUCAAAGGAGAUCGGUUUCAACCUGGCUGUGCUGCUGACCAACCUCAGCGAACACAUGCCCAAUGAGCCGCGUCUGGCCCGUUUCCUGGAAACGGCUGGCUCCGUGCUCAACUACUUCGAGCCGUUCCUGGGACGCAUUGAGAUCCUGGGUAGCUCGAAGCGCAUCGAGCGUGUCUACUUCGAAAUCAAGGAUUCCAACAUUGAACAGUGGGAGAAACCGCAGAUCCGAGAGUCCAAGCGCGCCUUCUUCUACUCCAUCGUCACCGAGGGCGGCGACAAGGAGAAGCUUGAGGCUUUUGUCAACUUCUGCGAGGACGCCAUCUUUGAGAUGACCCAUGCCUCGGGCCUGAUGGCCACCGAUGACGGUGGCGGCAACGUGAAGCGGGACACGGCAUACAGUUCCUACAUGAGCGAAGAGGAGGAGGAGCGGGCAGCCCGCGAUCCCAUCCGACGCACCAUCACCGCCGUCAAGGAGGGCCUCAAGUUCGGAGUGCACAUGCUGAGUCCUGCGAACAUCAAGCACCAGAUCGGCGUGAUGCAGACCAAGUCCAUCCCAGAACUCAUCGUUGGCUUCUUCAAGAUAAUCUUCUACAUUUUCUACUACACCGGCUACGCCCACUUCUGUGUGGUGCGCUACAUAUUUGGAAUCCUGUUGAACCUUAUGCGUGGACCUGCUCCCGAGCAGGAGGAGGAACCAGUGGUGGAGGAGGAGACGUUUGGAAGAGCACUCCCGCCGUUGCCGCUGGAGGAGCCACCGGGUACGGUGCAAGCCUUCGGCCUGGACAUCAACAAGGAAGAAAACGGCAUGUACAAGGUGGUGGUGCACGAAUCCCCGGCCAACUCCUCCAUGGAGGAGGGCGGCGAGUCGAGCCCUGAGGAUGGAGCAGCUCCCGCUGGAGAGUUGGUGGAAGGAGAACCUCACCAGGAACCCAUAUCGAUUGUGGACUUGCUGGGUGGAGAGGCGGCGAAGAAGGCGGCCCAGGAGCGACAGGAAGCCCAAAAGGCUCAGGAAGCGGCCAUGGCCUCGAUCGAGGCGGAGGCCAAGAAGUCAUCAUCGGCGCCGCAGGAGACUCCCGCCGUUCACCAAAUCGACUUCUCGCAGUACACCCACCGAGCUGUCAGCUUCCUGGCCAGGAACUUCUACAACCUCAAGUAUGUGGCCCUGGUGCUGGCCUUCAGCAUCAAUUUCAUGCUGCUCUUCUACAAGGUCACCACUCUCGUGGAGGAGUCGGAUGGGUCUGGUGAGGAGGAGCUCAUUCUGGGCUCCGGCUCUGGAGGUGGCGCUGACAUUACGGGAUCUGGAUUCGGUGGAGGUUCGGGAGAUGGCGGGUCAGGCGACGGUGAAAUCGAAGACGACGUUCCGGAACUGGUGCAUGUGGACGAGGACUUCUUCUAUAUGGAACAUGUGCUGCGUAUAGCAGCCAUGCUGCACUCCCUCGUCUCGCUGGCCAUGCUGAUCGCCUACUACCACCUCAAGGUGCCACUGGCCAUCUUCAAGCGCGAAAAGGAGAUUGCCCGUCGGCUGGAGUUCGAUGGUCUCUUCAUUGCCGAGCAGCCGGAGGACGACGACUUUAAGUCACACUGGGACAAGUUAGUGAUCUCGGUCAAGAGCUUCCCGGUCAACUACUGGGACAAGUUCGUGAAGAAGAAGGUGCGCCAGAAGUACAGCGAGACCUACGACUUCGACUCGAUCUCAAACUUGUUGGGCAUGGAGAAGAGCGCGUUUGCCGCCCAGGAGAGCGAGGAGACUGGCAUCUUCAAGUACAUCAUGAACAUCGAUUGGCGCUACCAGGUGUGGAAGGCCGGAGUGACCUUCACGGACAACGCUUUCCUCUACUCGCUGUGGUACUUUAGCUUCUCGGUGAUGGGCAACUUCAACAACUUCUUCUUUGCCGCACAUCUGCUCGACGUGGCCGUUGGAUUCAAGACCCUGCGCACCAUCCUGCAGUCGGUAACCCACAACGGAAAGCAACUGGUGCUGACCGUGAUGCUGCUCACCAUCAUCGUGUACAUUUACACGGUGAUCGCGUUCAACUUCUUCCGCAAGUUCUACAUCCAGGAGGAGGACGAGGAGGUGGACAAGAAGUGCCACGACAUGCUUACCUGCUUCGUCUUCCAUUUGUACAAGGGUGUUAGAGCUGGUGGAGGCAUCGGAGACGAGAUCGGUGAUCCAGAUGGAGACGAUUACGAAGUGUACCGCAUCAUCUUCGACAUUACGUUCUUCUUCUUCGUCAUCAUUAUCCUGCUGGCCAUCAUCCAGGGUUUGAUCAUUGACGCCUUCGGAGAGCUCCGUGACCAACUGGAGUCGGUGAAGGACAACAUGGAGUCCAAUUGCUUCAUAUGCGGAAUGGGCAAGGACUUCUUUGAUAUAGUACCGCACGGCUUCGACACGCACGUCCAGAAGGAGCACAACCUGGCCAACUACAUGUUCUUCCUGAUGCAUUUGAUUAACAAGCCGGACACGGAGUACACCGGCCAGGAGACGUACGUGUGGAACAUGUACCAGCAGCGUAGCUGGGACUUCUUCCCAGUGGGAGACUGCUUCCGCAAACAGUACGAGGAUGAGUUAUCCGGCGGAGGUGGUGGUGGUUAGUCAUACGGAUAUCUCUCCGUUGUUUGCUUUCCGGGCACAAUCAAACUCGGGACCCACUUAGCACCAGGAUUAGGUGCGUUUUGGUACUUUGACAUCAUCUGGAAUUUUUAUCUAGUCGACUUUAGCAAUGUAUUUUUAAGCAAUAUCCUACAAAAUCGUUUCUAUGUACGUAGGAAGACGACCUUUUUCCAAAAUGAUAUAUCGAUGACGAUUCUAGCACGUAUAACAGCAAUGUUCUUAACUCAUUUUAAAAUAAAUCUAUUCAUUUUGAACGAACAUAGUAUUUUGAAA